Messenger RNA from Closterium sp. Naga37s-1, 771 nucleotides. Lineage: Eukaryota; Viridiplantae; Streptophyta; Zygnematophyceae; Desmidiales; Closteriaceae. The record is from the annotation of a GenBank genome assembly.
AUGGGCCUUGUAAUCUAUAUGCACCCAGCCUCGCAGCCAUCCCGCUCGGUCAGCAUCUUCCUCAAGUUGAACAUUGUCGAGUAUGAAGAGCGUAUUGUGGAUAUGAUGAAGGGUGAACACCGUCAGCCCGCAUUCAAAGAGGUGAACCCGCACGGCCUGGUGCCCGCUUUGGAUGAUAAUGGAUUCAAACUGAACGAGAGCCACGCCAUUCUCAAGUACGUCGUGGCAUCUCGCCCAUGCGACGAUUCAUGGUACCCACGUGAUGUGCAGAAGCGAGCACGAGUUGACGCGCUCUUGGACUGGCACCACACCAACACGCGCAGAAACACCGUGGGCAUAGUGUUCAACGAGGUGGUGGCAGCCAUGUUCGGCGUGCAGGGCGACAUGCACGUGGCAGCGCUGUCCCGCCGUGGGCUCCAGUCGUCGCUCUCUGCCUUGGAGAGCAUCAUGCUCGCACAGGCAAACCCUGACGACCCAGACGCGCCUAAGUUCCUGGACGGGAAUGCGCAACCCACCCUGGCUGACCUAUGCAUUGCAUGCGAGCUAACGCAGCUGGAGUUUUUGGGCCCGGAGGGCAAGGAGGUAUUGCUGGGCGAGCACAAGAAGGUGCGGGCAUGGCUGGAGGCAGUAAGGGCCGCGUGCAACCCAGUCUUUGAUCAAGUGCACGCACCUCUCAUGGGCAUGGCUGCACAGAUCGCUGCUGCCGCUGCUGGGAAGGCAGAUGGAGAGGCUGCCAAGGAUGGUGAAGCAGCCACUUCUGAUAGUGCAUAG